Rodentolepis nana is the source of this 1812-nucleotide messenger RNA. The record is from the annotation of a GenBank genome assembly. Lineage: Eukaryota; Metazoa; Platyhelminthes; Cestoda; Cyclophyllidea; Hymenolepididae.
AUGGUUUCUGAACUAGGUCUCAUCUACGCUGAAGGAAAACACUGGACUGGAUCUAUGAUUGAACUCGACUAUGGACAUCAAGAGUUUAAGUUCAAGAAAAUUCGUAACUGGAUGGACUCUGUAGAAGAACCUUCCUUCAAAUGUACCUCACAUCCUAGUAAUAGUCGCAAAAAUAGUCAAAGAGGGCUACUAACUAGUGGUUUAUUCAUGGAAAAUUUCCUUGAAUCAGCCUCCCGUGAUAUGCCGGAUGGGACUCCCAAUGGCACUGCUCUACCACCCUCUUUGGCCCGUUAUAUUCAGCAAUUGGUAAAGGAAAAAGAUGGAAUAAGGCACUCAAUAACAAGUCUGCUGCCAAGUGAGAUACAGGAACCAUUUGGAUAUGAGUUGUGGCAUAGGAAGGCGCGUUGUCGAAGUUGUGAACCUCAGGCCAAAAGUUCCCAGUUUGGUUGUGCCGCUUUAUCCACCUUUUUUGAACAUUUCUUCCUUAAUCUUCAAGACCGACUAACCAAAAGCAAUUCAUCCCCCCCACCCCGUAAACGUCUUUCCCUUUCGGACUCUGAAAUUUGCUACGCAAAAGAUCUACCGGAACCGACCCCGAAAGAGCCUUUAGAACGUAUUACGACUGUGGAGAUUAUUCCAGAAAUUUCAGAAGAGACCACUACCGUAGAAUCAAGUGAAUCUCUCGAUUCGCCUGAAGAACCUACGAAGGUCCCAAUUUUCGAAGCUGGAACAUUGGAAGAAAAUAAUGGUGAAGAAAUGAAAGAAAAUAAGGAAUGCCCAACUGAGCCAGUUGCUGUGAAUCAACCUACUCCAAGCUCAGAGGAAGUGGAAAAGCAUCUAGAUCCUCCUGUUAUUAAAGUGAACAAAAAGAAAAAGUGUGUGCGGUUUGCUGAUGAUGUCGGCUGUGAGCUGUGUCAAGAAAAGGUUAUAACUGAUACUUCUUUGCCUCCAAAUCUUCACCUAUCAUUCGACGACGAUUUCCGCGACCUUGGAGAUGAUUUAUUGCCAGGUGUAGUUAGGCCCGCAUUCAAGGCGUUAGUGCCUAAAGUCAAUAGCUUGCCAGAUAUAAUGAAAAUUCCACCUCCAGUACCAAAACUUCAUCACUCAAACAGCUCCAAUGGAACACUAAAUUUAGCCACGCCAAAAUCUCCUCUUACAUCGCCUACCACUGGUUAUGCCAAUUGGAGAAUCACAUUUGCCCAGCCUGCUGCUCAAUAUCUGGCUUUUCGACAGCGUCUUGAUUCUAAAUUCGUCUCGCUUGAGAAUGUCACCUUGACUAAUCGAACAGAAAACACCAACAACCUCUUCAUCUACGGUAAAGCCAAGGUGAAGAAUAUCGCUUUUGAAAAAACUGUCAAACUGCGUGUAACCACUGAUGGUUGGAAGAGUUAUAAAGACUACCCAGCUGUAUAUAAUAUUCAAACUCCAAUCGCAAGCAGUGCUAACUCACUUUACGAUCAGUUUAUGUUUAACUUCAGUGUUGACAUUUCACAGAUGCCCGAACCUAGAGAGGUGCAGUUUGCAGUAUGUUUUCAGGCUGGACACAAUGGGGAAAGCGGUGAGUACUGGGAUAACAACGAUGGCUGCAAUUAUGUGAUCGUAGAGCAGUCAGUUUCACAGGCGGUUGGCCCAUAUGGUUCUUUGCAGAAUCACCCACCGGCGGGCACAGGGAGCCCUGAGGUGGGUGGAAGUGAACAAAAUCCACCCGGUACUGCCUACACAUCGGAUUAUCGGCCCAACUUCAAUUCCUUCUCCUCACUCACUAGCUAUUCAUCCUGGCAGCAUUAUUCCUCGGAGUCCAUGUACUACUAG